This is a messenger RNA of Humulus lupulus (European hop), 1916 nucleotides long. RefSeq lists its product as uncharacterized. Bases 278 to 1504 code for a protein of 408 amino acids. The transcript has 3 exons. The record is from RefSeq and is a predicted model, not a curated record. NCBI's taxonomy places the organism in Eukaryota, Viridiplantae, Streptophyta, Magnoliopsida, Rosales, Cannabaceae.
AAGUUUUUUUUUCUUUUCCCUAAUAACCCUCACUUCUCUUCACUUCAUAAACUCUCUCUCUCUCUCUCAUAUCUCUACUCUCUCUUUUCAUUAUUUGCUCAAACCUCGUGAUAAGAAUCAUCAUCAUCUUCAUCUCUCUGCUGGGGUAACCUUUUAUUAAUUGCUCCAUCUCUCUUCGAUCAUUAAUACAUUAAUAUUUGUAUCUUUAAUUAUUAGUCUAGUUUGUUAUAUAUCUCAUUAUUCUUAUUAUUAAUUAAUACACAUAUAUAAAUUAAUAAUGGGCUCCAAACCACGAAAAAAGCAAUUAUGGGGGACACAAUUAGUACCAUUGACACCACUGAUGGAAGGUCCUGACCCAGAAAUGCAAGAAGAAGGGAGCAAGAAGGAGAGUUCUUGGGAAGUUAUUCGAGAAUGGUUUCGAGCUCAAAAGGGUUAUAAUAAUAACCAAGCAACAGGAAGCAAUAGCAAUAGUAGUGUUCCAUCAUCGUACGCUUGUAAUAAUAACAUCCCAGCCAAGAGACAAGAUCUAAGGUUGUUGCUUGGCGUUUUAGGUUGUCCUCUUGCUCCAAUACCCCAAGUCAAUGACCCCAAUAUUGAUCACCUCCUACAUCUUAAAGGCAUUCCAUUUGAGACUUCGAUUGCGCACUAUAUUAUACAACAGUAUUUGGCAGCAACGGGGUGUUUGAAACAACAAAAGUGUAACAAGAACAUGUACGUAAGUGGUAGUGUGAAAAUGAUAUGUUGCGAAACGGAGGUUUCGACUGGGAAAAACGUCAAGAGUUUAGGGACUCGGAGUGGUGAAACUGGGUGUUUUGUUCUUUGGCAAAUGGUCCCUGGAAUGUGGUCCUUGGAAUUGGUCGUUGGAGGGAAUAAGGUCGUGGCCGGCAGUGACGGCAAGACUGUUUGGAGGCACACACCUUGGCUUGGUGCUCAUGCAGCCAAAGGCCCCCAGCGCCCUCUUCGCCGCAUCAUACAGGGCCUAGACCCAAAGAGCACAGCAAGCUUAUUCGCUAACGCACAAUGCCUUGGGGAGAAACGAAUCGGAGACAACGACUGCUUCGUCUUGAAAGUCUCGGCAGAUCGUGCGGCGGUGAUGGAACGAAGCGAGGGCCACGCAGAGGUGAUAAGGCACGCAUUGUACGGAUACUUCUGCCAAAAGAGUGGGCUCCUCGUGUACUUAGAGGACUCCCACCUUACUAGGGUUGAGUCUCCUGAUCAGAACGAUGUAUUAGCAGCAGCAGCAGAAGAUGUUUAUUGGGAGACCACCAUUGGGAGCAGCAUUGCUGACUACAGAGACGUCGACGGUGUUCUCAUCGCCCACCAAGGCCGCUCCAUCGCCACCAUCUUCCGCUGUAAAGAACUGUCCAUGCAGUACACAAGGACCAGAAUGGAAGAGCUUUGGAGCAUUGAUGAUGUUGUCUUCAACGUCCCGGGACUCUCUGUCGACUCCUUCCUUCCUCCGGCCGACAUACUCGACGGAGGCUCCACCACCACCUUACAUUGACAAAAUGAUUGACCAUCAUCAUCAUUAUCAUAACUAAGUUGAUCUCCAUCAAGACACUACAUAUGAUGAAGAUGAUGAUAACUCCCAAGUUUUUUUAGAUAUGUACGUAUUUAAUUAGGGGUACGUAUAUGGUGUUUUAGAUUGUGUUUACUAAUUAGCUAGUUACUUACAAAAACAAAAAAAUGAAGAAAAGAAAUAUGUAUUUAAAAUUGGGUGGGAUAAUGUGUUAAUUUGGUGUAUUAUUUCAAUUUGGGUUGGUGGGUUAAUCUUGUCUUAUUUUAUUUUCUUCAAAACUAAGUGUUAAUAUGGUGGGUUUGGUUUUAGUUAGCUAAUUAUUGUGCUGAAAAUAUGGCAAUCAAAUUCAUAUGGAUGGGGAUAUGGAAUAAUAAAUGUUGUUUCGUUAUUAUUAUUA